This is a messenger RNA of Oryza sativa Japonica Group (Japanese rice), 981 nucleotides long. The record is from RefSeq and is a predicted model, not a curated record. Lineage: Eukaryota; Viridiplantae; Streptophyta; Magnoliopsida; Poales; Poaceae.
AAUUUAUGUACUUUUCAUCACUCAUCGCAGCUGCUAGUAUAAAUAAUCAGCUCAGCUGGUGCCUGUUCCGGAAGCAGAUCAUCACCUCUCCACCCGUUUCUUUCUCGGCCCAUCCAACACGCGCUCUUGCUUGAACGCGCAAAGAGAAACACGACGGGCGAGGCGAGCGAGAUGAGGUUCUUCCUCAAGCUCGCUCCUCGGUGUUCCGUGCUGCUUCUCCUCUUGCUGGUGACGGCGUCGCGGGGGCUUAACAUCGGCGACCUGCUUGGCAGCACGCCGGCGAAGGACCAGGGAUGUAGCCGGACGUGCGAAUCCCAGUUUUGCACAAUUGCACCUCUGCUGAGGUACGGCAAGUACUGCGGGAUCCUCUACAGCGGGUGCCCCGGCGAGAGGCCAUGCGACGCGCUCGACGCCUGCUGCAUGGUGCACGACCACUGCGUCGACACCCACAACGACGACUACCUGAACACGAUGUGCAACGAGAACCUGCUGAGCUGCAUCGACCGGGUGAGCGGGGCGACGUUCCCGGGGAACAAGUGCAACGUCGGCCAGACGGCGUCCGUCAUCAGGGGGGUCAUCGAGACGGCCGUGUUCGCCGGCAAGAUCCUCCACAAGCGCGACGACGGCCAAUAGCUAGCCACCACGUUUCGCACAUACACACGCUGUACAGUGAAUCAGUGAUAGUACAAAGAAGCCUAGAGGUAAUAAAACCGCGCGGCGGCGUCCACCGGUGGCCGUGGCGUGGCGGUGCGGCAACCAGAACGCGGCAUGCGCGCGCUUGCUGGCAGCUGGACCACCUGUGGUUCGUAGGCGUAGGCAUUGGACCUCGGUUGUUGGUGCGGCAAUGGCGUUGGCCACUGGCGACGGGGAGGAGUAACAUUAUGCUCUGUUAGUCAAUAAGACGGAACAUGUUACAAAAAAAAAAAAGAAAUUAUUAAAUGGAACAUGGUUGGUUAUUGGUAGACAGUCUUGUUAGUUUCA